GUACAUCAAUUUUCAAUUUUUCUGGACUUUUUUUUUCGUAAAAAUGUUAAUAAUUUUUCAUUACUUUGGGAUUUUAUUUUUUCAAAUAUUAAAAAAUAGAAAAAGACUUAAGAUUAAGCGGAAUGAGGACCUAUCGGUAGCUAUUGAUUCCGAAGAAAAUCUAAAAUUCGAUCCUCCCGUUUACAGGCAGAGAUUUCGUAAAAUCUGUGAAAUCCUAUCAGAGGAAAAGUGGAAAAGCCAGCUGAAAAAAAUCGUAGAUUUUGGCUGUGCAGAAUUUGGCUUGUUUGUUUAUCUCAAAAAUUUAACAUUGGAAGAGGUCCUCUUUAUAGAUAUUGAUGAGGAAAUAUUGGAAGAAAAGGUCUACCGAGUGAGACCACUUUUAGUUGAUCAGUUGCAAAAGCGUCAGACCCCUUUGGAAAUUUUUGUUUUCAGGGGGAGUAUAGUAGAUCCUGAUUAUAGACUUCGGAAGACUGAUGUAGUUACUGCUAUAGAAUUAAUAGAACAUCUGUAUCCAGACACAUUAGAGGCCUUACCUUAUAAUAUUUUUUUUUUCAUGAGGCCAAAGAUAGUGAUAAUUACAACUCCAAAUGCAGAUUUUAACGUAAUGUUUAAUCAUUUGACAUUUAGACAUCCAGAUCACAAAUUUGAGUGGUCAAGAGAGCAGUUUGAAGAUUGGGCAAAAAAUAUUAUUCACAGAUUUCCAGAAUACACAGUCAAUUUUCAUGGGAUUGGAGAUCUACCAGAUGCUCCCAAAAACAUAGGUUCUUGCUCACAAGCAGCACUUUUUAUAAGAAAAGACAUGCUUAACAUUAAGUACAUAUCUCCUAUAUACGCAGCAGCCUGCCGUUGUGAUAAAAAUAGUCUUUGCAAAGGCAAGACUAUAGAAAGUAAACUACUGUGCACAUGUCUGUGUGCAUUCUGUCUUCCAGAUAUUAGUGUCGGAAUUUGCACUUACUUCAGCUGUAAUUUAACAGAAAUACAAACUUAUCGGCCUAUGAAAACCGAUUCAAAGAAGUCACUAAGUGAUACAGAUUUAUUACAAACUGUCCAAAUGUCAUAUCAUUCGGUUAGCAAAGAUAAAAUAACUGAGGCACUCAACCCAUCCUGUAACAUAUUUUAUAAGUUGGUAGAAAAGGUUGUGUACCCAUAUGAAGUAGAUGAAAGAUCUGAAAAUGAUAAGAUUUUGGAGCUGUUUAAAUAUAGGGUUAACGUUUUUAGUCAUGUAAAUAGUAGGUUUUAUAUGGAGGAUUCUCAACGAUGUGAAAUACCAAUAGAGGAAUUACUGUAUGGAAAUGUUGAAGUAUCUCCACAUAAAGCCAGAAAUCUACUUCGCGAGGGCGGGUUUACAGUAGAAAAAUGUAUCGCACCAGAGUCAGGAGACAGUAAAUACUGCAUAAUAUCGACGCCUCGAGAAAUGGAAAAUAUUACCAGUAGCUCUGAAGUUACUGAUAAUUAUAGCUCAAAAAGUAGUGACUGCAACGAACCUAUCCAAUUUGAAGCAAAUAAUGAUCAUCUAUCUGAUUGGGACGAAGUCCCAUUUGAAACCAAAGAUAUGAAGGCAGCUACGUCUUCGGCGGUUGAGCAAGGCCCAACCACAUCUAUAGAGCAACCAAAAAAACCACCAGAUCCGCUAUUUGAUUCCGGAUAUUUAAAGUCGCCAUCGCCUUUAGAGUCGAAUCCGCAACUUCCACAGUUGACACAAGACAACCUUGAAGCGGCAGAAACCGAUCAAUUUGAAGAAAUUGUCAGUACACCGAACUUGCAUAGUAACGAUAAUAAGUUGCAUUUGAAAAAAACUAUUGCUAAGGAGAAAUUUGUUCCUGAAAGUCAGAGAGUUAAGCUAGAUCCGCACAGAAUCAACGAACUCGAUAGGUUUUAUAACAUGUGCACUGUUAAAACUUUCAUGAAUAAUCAUCUGAAACCCCAAAAUGAAUUUAAGAAAAGUAAUUUUAAGGAUUUUAGCGUUGCCGGGACUUCUAGUAACUGGAAAAAGACUAGGAGGCCGAGAGAUAAAGAAAAAAAAGUACCCGAGAAAAAAGAACUGGAAGAACCUACAAUUCUGGACGAUGCCAGGAGCUUAACAAAUUGUAUCGUUCAAAAUAGUCUUAACAAGGUGGAAGUAAAAGAGGAAGUGUUUUACGGGCCACAUUCACUUGUAAUAAGGGAUUUCAGCCCUGUACAAGAACGAAUAGGCCUUGCGGAGGUUAUACCGCGAGAGCCAGUAAUCGGAAUUAUUCCCCACCCCAUUCCGCUUCCGCCGAUAGAAGUACAACCAGCUCAAGGAGUCGAAAACGGAGAUCUUGCCAAUAAUAAUAGAGAUAAUGAAGGAAAUAACUUGGGAGAAGGAAUUGAAGAUCUUGACAUAGAUGAAGGUAUUGAUUUAUUAAAUGACAAUCUUGAAGACAUAGUCCCACUCUUAGAAGACAAUGUUAAUCCGAUUGAAAAUAACAACGAUGUGAUAGUGGAACAGCCUCAAAUAGUUAGAGAGGAAGCAGAAAUACCUGUACGAGAAGGAAAUGCGAUGAAUGGAGAGGAUGAUGUUAGAGGAGCAGAUGCGGAAGACAUAACCGAAACAAUAGCCCAAGCUAGCAGAGAGGCCCUGUAUGACGAAAACUCGGAACAAGACUUACUUGAAGACUUUGACGUGCCACCACAGGCCGUGAAUCCCGAAGAGAUUUCAGACGUUUUAGCUAGUGCUAACGUUAUAUUGGUGGGCGUAAACCAUAUUAGUUCCACCGCACUGGAAAGGGAAGCAACACAAUCAGCAGCGACAAUUCAAACACACCUCGGUAGUUUUCCAAGUUGGUUGCUGCAAAUUUUAGGGACUCAAAUGGUGUCUGAGGAAGAAGGCAACGUGGCACCGGGUAGUCAUGACGAACCGCAUUUUUAUUGCCAAGGAGAUGGCUUAGGCGUUCAUCCAUCGGUAAUGGCUCUCGAAGUAGAUGAGGCAGAGGAUGCAGAUGACGACACCACUACCAUCGAAGAUUCGUCAUCAAACAACACCACAGACUACGCAGAAGUCGAUCCGGGACCGUCAGAUAUGUUCGAUAUGAGUAGCCUGCCUGAGGAAUCAUCUGUGGGCCAAUGCGGUACUGACGAUAACACAUCACGGAAUAUUACUAACGGUCAUGAUUGUAACGGAUGUGACUCAUCAUGCUCAGAAUUGAGACGAGGGACUGAAGAAGUAAGUCAACAAUUUAUCGCAGAUGUUUUAAGAACUGCUUUGGAUAUGGUAACCAAUCAUCACGAUCAUCAGGUGGCAUCUAAAAGCCAGGAGAGAUCUGGACCCAGUAGAGGUAUAGCACCAGGAAAUAGUGUUUCAACUAGCGAUUCUGAUCAUUUUGAAAGCCCUGACGUGAGUCUUGAUGAACCUACUAAUUUAAAACUCGUUUCCGGUACUGAUCCUAAAUGUGAUACAUUUUCUGCGGGGUCUUUUGUUAGUAAUAGUAGCGAAGAUGAACGCACUGAAAGUAGUCGUAACUUUAAAUCAGCUGAAGACAAGCAGGAAACUCCUGAAGACACUUUAGAUGUGGAAAGUAGUCUGCAAGCAUCUGACGAAUCCGACUACGUUGAUACAUAAACAAAAAAAUAAGGUUUCGUGUAUUUAGAAUUUACGUAUCAGAUACAUACCUGGAAAAUUAUUUUCCAUUGUGUAGCUUUAAACUAUAAGUCAAUGAUACAUAUAUUUGUUUUGCGGAAAAUGUAAAUUAUACUAUAUAAUUUUUUAUCGAUCCAAA
This is a messenger RNA of Anthonomus grandis grandis, 3737 nucleotides long. RefSeq lists its product as uncharacterized. The transcript has 16 exons. Gene Ontology annotation, biological process: RNA methylation; siRNA processing; piRNA processing. NCBI's taxonomy places the organism in Eukaryota, Metazoa, Arthropoda, Insecta, Coleoptera, Curculionidae. The record is from RefSeq and is a predicted model, not a curated record. The coding region runs from base 44 to 3580 and encodes 1178 amino acids. Gene Ontology annotation, cellular component: cytoplasm; nucleus. Gene Ontology annotation, molecular function: RNA methyltransferase activity; O-methyltransferase activity.